AUAUCAGCCAGCCAGCGAUUCCCCUCUCUCUCUAUCUCUGACAAUGAUGUGCUGAUCUAUCUAUCGCUCUUCACAAUUAUUUAUCAUCUAACUCUCGCACAAAAUUUGAGCCCGAUUUUCUCUUCUCGAUUUCUAGAGAGAGAGAGAUUGAUUCGAUCCGACGGUAGAAGAUGGGAGAGCGGGAAGGGGGAUGUUGUCCGUCGAUGGAUCUGAUGCGCUCGGAGCCGAUGCAGCUCGUGCAACUAAUCAUCCCCAUCGAGUCCGCUCACCUCGCUGUGUCGUAUCUCGGCGAUCUUGGUCUUAUCCAGUUCAAAGACCUAAAUGCAGAAAAAAGUCCAUUCCAGCGAACAUAUGCUAUUCAGAUUAAAAGGUGUGGAGAACUGGCGCGUAAAUUAAGAUUUUUCCGCGACCAAAUGUCAAAGGCUGGAUAUGUGGCUGAAGUGAGAUCUCCAGCUGAAGCCAUUGUCAAUUUAGAUGACCUUGAGGUUAAACUUGGAGAUCUUGAGGCGGAGCUAGUUGAGAUAAAUGCAAAUGGUGAAAAGCUACAGCGUUCAUACAAUGAGCUAGCAGAGUACAAGCUUGUUCUGCAAAAAGCUGGUGAAUUCUUUCACUCUGCCCUCAGCAGUGCUGAGGCUCGUCAAAGGGAAUACUCAUCAAAUCAGGGUGGGGAGGAGUCCUUGGAAAUUCCCUUGUUAUCUGAGCAGGAAACAACAACCGAUUCAUCCAAGCAAGUUAGGCUGGGAUUUAUCACUGGACUUGUUCCCAGGGAAAAGUCUAUGGCAUUUGAGAGGAUUUUGUUCCGCGCUACUAGGGGUAAUGUGUUUCUGAGGCAGGUUGCUGUGGAUGAGCCAGUUGUUGACCCAGUGUCAGGGGAUAAGGUUGAAAAAAAUGUAUUCGCAGUUUUCUUUUCUGGAGAAAGGGCAAAAAACAAAAUCCUGAAAAUAUGUGAAGCUUUUGGAGCAAAUCGAUACUCUUUUAGUGAGGACAUCAGCAAGCAAUCUCAAAUGAUCACGGAGGUCUCUGGGAGACUUUCUGAGCUAAAGACUACAAUAGAUGCAGGACUUGUUCAUCGUGGAAACUUACUACAAAGUAUUGGUGAACAGUUCGAGCAGUGGAACCUCUUGGCGAGAAAGGAGAAGGCCAUCUAUCACACUCUGAAUAUGCUCAGUAUCGACGUCACCAAGAAAUGCCUGGUAGCAGAAGGAUGGAGUCCUAUUUUUGCAACUAAACAGAUCCAGGAUGCAUUGCAUCGGGCAACACAUGACUGCAAUUCUCAAGUUGAGGCUAUUUUCCAAAUCUUGCACACACGUGAGAUGCCCCCAACCUAUUUCCGAACAAACAAAUUCACUACAGCUUUCCAAGAGAUAGUUGACGCUUAUGGAGUGGCGAAGUAUCAGGAAGCAAACCCUGGUGUAUUCACCAUUGUCACUUUCCCGUUUCUUUUUGCAGUCAUGUUUGGGGACUGGGGGCAUGGUAUAUGCCUUCUACUUGCUACAUUAUAUUUUAUUGUCAGAGAAAAAAAGCUCUCCAGUCAGAAACUUGGGGAUAUCAUGGAAAUGACAUUUGGUGGACGUUACGUAAUUGUGUUGAUGUCACUAUUUUCAAUUUACACUGGAUUAAUCUAUAAUGAGUUUUUCUCUGUGCCAUUUGAAUUAUUUGCUCCAUCAGCAUACGUAUGUCGCGAUGCAACUUGCAGUGAGGCUGCCACUGUUGGCUUGAUCAAAGGGCGAGACACUUAUCCAUUUGGAGUGGAUCCUGCUUGGCAUGGUUCACGCAGUGAACUUCCAUUCCUGAACUCACUUAAAAUGAAAAUGUCAAUACUGCUUGGAGUCGCCCAGAUGAACUUGGGAAUAAUAUUGAGCUAUUUUAAUGCCCUGUUCUUCAAGAAUAGCAUAAAUACAUGGUUCCAAUUUAUUCCCCAGAUGAUAUUCUUGAACAGCCUUUUUGGCUAUCUUUCUCUCCUUAUCAUCGUCAAAUGGUGCACUGGAUCCCAAGCUGAUUUAUACCAUGUGAUGAUCUACAUGUUUCUGAGUCCUACUGAUGACCUCGGCGAAAACCAGCUUUUCGCUGGUCAGAAGACAUUGCAGCUUGUGCUAUUGCUAUUGGCCCUUGUGUCCGUCCCGUGGAUGCUGCUCCCAAAGCCUUUCCUUUUGAAGAUGCAACAUGAGAGGCACCAUGGAGAAGCCUAUGCACCCCUUCCAGAGACAGAGGAGUCCUUGCAAUCAGGGGCAGGCCAUAAUGAUGCCCACGGUCAUGAGGAGUUUGAAUUCAGUGAAGUUUUCGUACAUCAGCUCAUACACACAAUUGAAUUUGUUCUUGGGGCAGUUUCAAAUACAGCUUCUUAUCUUCGUUUAUGGGCGCUCAGCCUUGCGCACUCUGAGUUAUCCGUUGUGUUCUACGAGAAAGUUCUCCUUCUUGCAUGGGGGUAUAACAAUAUAUUCAUCCUUAUAAUUGGCAUUAUUAUUUUUAUCUGCGCCACCGUUGGCGUACUCUUGGUGAUGGAAACUCUGAGUGCCUUCUUGCAUGCGCUGAGACUUCAUUGGGUGGAGUUCCAAAACAAGUUUUAUGAGGGUGACGGUUACAAGUUCUACCCAUUCUCGUUCUCUUUGCUUGAUACCGAAGAGGAAUGAGAGUUUGCAUAUAGAUACAAUAAAAUAUUUGGUGAUUGAAUUUGCGUGAAUGUAGACAUUUCUUGAUUCUUUCACCUGGUGUCAUGUCAUGCAUAGAGAGGGAAGGCAGUAAUAUACUUUCAGAUAUGGAGAAUUUGAGGUUAUUUUUGUGUCCGAGUACCUCUCUAUGCGACUUUCUGCCCCUCGUAAUUGCCGUUGAGAGGAAUAAGCAGGCUUGUUUUGUGGCCUGUAUUUGCUUAUGAAGAAGAAUAGAAUGGUGUAAUUUAUAUUUAUUAUUUUAUUUUAUUUUAUUUAUGCAGCUUA
Messenger RNA from Salvia miltiorrhiza (redroot sage), 2933 nucleotides. RefSeq names its product V-type proton ATPase subunit a3. The transcript is spliced from 18 exons. NCBI's taxonomy places the organism in Eukaryota, Viridiplantae, Streptophyta, Magnoliopsida, Lamiales, Lamiaceae. Gene Ontology annotation, cellular component: vacuolar proton-transporting V-type ATPase complex; vacuolar proton-transporting V-type ATPase, V0 domain. Gene Ontology annotation, biological process: vacuolar acidification; proton transmembrane transport. Gene Ontology annotation, molecular function: ATPase binding; proton-transporting ATPase activity, rotational mechanism. The record is from RefSeq and is a predicted model, not a curated record. The coding region runs from base 171 to 2630 and encodes 819 amino acids.